Molecule: messenger RNA, 999 nt
Organism: Tremella mesenterica DSM 1558
Lineage: Eukaryota; Fungi; Basidiomycota; Tremellomycetes; Tremellales; Tremellaceae
Exons: 2
Source: RefSeq, a predicted model, not a curated record
UCCGUUCUUGGGAACACCAUCAUCUUUCCUCUAGACCUCAUCACCACUCGACUUCAACACUCGUCAUAUAGGACGAGAAAAGCGGGAGUGCUUCGACUUUUAUUCUGUCUCUAUCGGCGACAUGGACUUCUAGCUCUAUACCGCGGACUACCAGCCGAUACACUGUCCACACUUCUCAGCUCCUUCAUAUACUUUUUCACCUAUUCCGCCCUACACAAGACCUCUCUGCUACGACCGCAGGUCUAUAUCCCACCAGUCAUUUCCUCUCCUGCCGGUAUAGGAGGUCUAGACACGAAAGCUGGUAAAGUUUUGACCCACCCCGCUACCACGUUCGAUCCCGUACGAGAGGUCCUCAUUGGCGUCAUCGCAGGAGUGAUUUCCAAGGGUCUCACCUUGCCCAUUUCUGCCAUCUGCGUGAGACAGCAGUUGGGAGAAAAGGAAGAGGAGCACGAAAAUGAUAAAGACAACGACAAGAAGGAGCGUUCCUCAAGAGAUUCAAAGUCAAAAUCGACAUCGAUUUGGGCGACGAUCAACUCCCUCCGAGCUGAAGGUCUUCCGAUACUGUUCUCAGGUUUCGCCCCUACCAUACCCCUCGCCCUCCUUCCCUCCCUUACCUUAUACAUCAACACGCUGCUCCUCCGCCUCAUCGUACCGUCACGUCACAGAGCCCAUCCCAAAGGAAUCGUCACAUUUCUCCUCGCCGCACUCAGUAAUGCCAUAGCCACCUUCCCUCUAUAUCCCCUCGUCCUGCUCAAGGCACUCAGUCAGUCAGGAACGACUCGUCAACAGGAAAGGAGCUCGAAAGGCGUGAUGGACCGGGCUGGGGAGAUGCAGCUGACUCUCGGUCAUAUUGUACGGACUGAAGGGAUGCAAGGACUUUAUAAGGGAUUGGAGGGACAACUACUCAAGGGUUUUGUCCAACAAGGGGUGAUGAUGCUGGUCAAGCAACGGUCAGUCUCCAUCCGAUUGUCUGGGAAGUCCGCUCAUGCCUCAGCGUAG